This is a messenger RNA of Aspergillus nomiae NRRL 13137, 1310 nucleotides long. Its product is annotated as isopenicillin N synthase family dioxygenase. The record is from RefSeq and is a predicted model, not a curated record. Gene Ontology annotation, molecular function: dioxygenase activity. The transcript is spliced from 2 exons. NCBI's taxonomy places the organism in Eukaryota, Fungi, Ascomycota, Eurotiomycetes, Eurotiales, Aspergillaceae. The coding region runs from base 64 to 1119 and encodes 351 amino acids.
UUCUUCAAUCGACUAUACUUCUAUAACAUACCCGCCCUGUGUGCUUGAGAACUAGCCUUCAAAAUGGAGGGGAAUCUGCCACAACAUUCAUGUCAUCCAGCAACCACCGCUGUUGACAGAGAUGAUAUUAUCAUUCCAGUCAUUGACUUCGGUCCCUUUCUCAACGGAACACCCGCUGAUAAGCAUGCCGUCGCCGUCUCCAUUGUAGAAGCAUUCAAAACAUCCGGUUUCCUCUAUCUCAAGGAGCACGGUCUUCCUCCUUCCGUCGUCUCCCGGGUGUUUGGCUCAUCUGCACGCUUCUUUGCGCGACCCCAGGACCAGAAAGACAGUCUGUGCUGGACUACCCCACAGGCGAACCGUGGUUACGUGAAGACGGGACAAGAGAAGCUGAGCAACGUGGACGACCCAACGGCGCCUGAAGUUCUCCGAGCUACCCCAGAUCUCAAGGAAACCAUGGAGAUUGGUCGCGAUAAUCUGGACGAUCAACCCAAUCGCUGGCCGGACCAGAUUGACGACGAAGGAAAGGAUUUCAGAGAAGUCAUGACAUCAUUCUUCAACAUGUGCAAAUCCCUCCACACGGAAGUGAUGAGAGCCAUCGCACUUGGGAUGAACUUACCGGAGCAUUAUUUUGACUCCUACGUAGAUGCAGGAGACAAUAAUCUUCGACUGCUGCACUAUCCAGCUGUGUCGAAGGAAGUCUUCAGGAAGAACCCGUCGCAGGUUCGUGCGGGCGAGCACAGCGACUAUGGCUCCAUCACGCUUCUCUUCCAAGAUCGUCGCGGUGGGCUCCAAGUGCACAGUCCCAAAGAUACCUAUGUCGAUGUGACCCCCAUUGCAGAUACAGUGGUCGUCAACGCGGGUGACCUCUUGGCUCGAUGGUCGAAUGAUCUGAUCAAGAGCACCCGUCAUCGCGUCGUUGAGCCACCAACCCCCAUUGGUGAGGAGGACAACUCUGACAUGUACCCAGACCGCUACAGUAUUGCAUAUUUCUGCAAUCCCAAUAACAACAAGCUCAUUGAAGCUAUCCCUGGGACCUAUGGGGAUGAUAUCAAGGAAGCAAAGUACCCAGCAAUCGUUACCGGGGAUUACCUGGUCCAGCGCCUCACAGCUACUUACUGAAUCUUCAACAAACUGGUCGGUUAUAAUCCGCUCCAGCAUUAUUUGCCCAAGCUGCAGCCCUAUUCUCCGUCUCUUAUCCCUAGCUUCCGAAAAGCAUUGCAACGUAGUGUCUGUUCAUGACGAUAAAAAGGUCAAUGCAUGUAUCUCCCGUCUAAUAUUUACAUGUUGAUAUGGAAUGGAACCGUGAAAAA